UUCUCCCACUUUCAAACCUCCAGUGGCAACUGAAUGCUUUACACUCAACUUCACUGUAAAUAAUUUGAUGUAUAGGCCACAGAUGGGCAACCCCAAGUCAAAGCUGUUCAGCUCAACACAAGGAGUCUUCUGUAAAUUGCUGGAACAGAUAUUGAAUACCAGCAAGAUUGGUCCAUAUUUGAUCAACUGUAGUUUAUCAACAUUAAGAUCUGUGAAUCAGGGCGAGAACACCGGCAUAGACAGUGUCUGCUGCUACCGUAAAAAUGCCACAGCUCCACCUUUUGAUCGAGUGAACAUAUAUCACAAAUUCAUAAAUGAGACCAACGGUUUCACCAAGAUGGAGGGGUACAAUCUGGACCCAAACAGCCUUUUUGUGAAUGAUUAUCAUGAAGAAUCACCUCAGACCACUCUUCCUCCCACCAUCAAACCUCCAGUGGCAACUGAAUGUUUUAGGGUCAACUUCACUGCAACCAAUUUGAUCUAUAGGCCACAGAUGGCUGAUCCAACAUCUAAGGUUUUCAGAUCAACACAACGAUCCUUCGUUAAAUUGCUGGAACAGAUAUUGAAGACCAGCAAGAUUGGUCCAUAUUUGAUCAACUGUAGUUUAUCAACAUUAAGACCUGUGAAUCAGGGCGAGAACACCGGCAUAGACAGUGUCUGCUGCUACCGUAAAAAUGCCACAGCUCCAAUUUUUGAUCGAGUGAACAUAUAUCACAAAUUUGUAAAUGAGACCAACGGUUUCACCAAGAUGGAGAGGUACAACUUGGAUCCAAACAGCCUUUUUGUUAAUGAUUAUCAUGAAGAAUCACCUCAGACCACUGUUUCUCCCACUACCAAACCUCCAGUGGCAACUGAAUGCUUUACACUCAACUUCACUACAAACAAUUUGAUCUAUAGGCCACAGAUGAGUAAUCCCAAGUCAAAGUUGUUCAGUUCAGCACAAGCAAUCUACGCUAAAUUGCUGGGACAGAUAUUGAAGACCAGCAAGAUUGGUCCUGAUUUCAUCAGCUGUACUUUAUCAACAUUAAGAUCUGUGAAUCAGGGCAAGAACACCGGAAUAGACAGUGUCUGCUGUUACCAUAAAAAAGCCACAGCUCCACCUUUUGAUCGAGUGAACAUAUAUCAUAAAUUCAUAAAUGAGACCAAUGGUUUUACCAAGAUGGAGAGGUACAGCUUGGACCCAAACAGCCUUUUUGUUAAUGAUUAUCAUGAAGCAGCACUUCAGACCACUGUUUCUCCCACUACCAAACCUCCAGUGGCAACUGAAUGCUUUACACUCAACUUCAUUACAAAUAAUUUGAUCUACAGGCCACAGAUGAGUAAUGCCAAGUCAAAGUUGUUCAGAUCAGCAGAAGGAGUCUUCUGUAAAUUGCUGGGACAGAUAUUGCAGACCAGCAAGAUUGGUCCUGAUUUGAUCAACUGUAGUUUAUCAACAUUAAGACCUGUGAAUCAGGGCAAGAACACUGGAGUAGACAGUGUCUGCUGCUACCGUAAAAAUACCACAUCUCCACCUUUUGAUCGAGUGAAUAUAUAUCACAUAUUCAUAAAUAAGACCGAUGGUUUCACCAAGCUGGAGAGAUACAACUUGGACCCAAACAGCCUUUUUGUUAAUGAUUAUCAUGAAGCAUCACCUCAAACCACUGUUUCUCCUACUUCCAAACCUCCAGUGGCAACUGAAUGCUUUACACUCAACUUCACUACAAACAAUUUGAUCUAUAGGCCACAGAUGAGUAAUCCCAAGUCAAAGUUGUUCAGUUCAGCACAAGCAAUCUACGCUAAAUUGCUGGGACAAAUAUUGAGCACCAGCAAGAUUGGUCCUGAUAUGAUCAACUGUACUUUAUCAACAGUAAGAUCUGUGAAUCAGGGCAAGAACACCGGAAUAGACAGUGUCUGCUGCUACCGUAAAAAUGCCACAGCUCCACCUUUUGAUCGAGUGAACAUAUAUCACAAAUUCAUAAAUGAGACCAAUGGUUUCACCAAGAUGGAGAGGUACACUCUGGACCCAAACAGCCUUUUUGUUAAUGAUUAUCAUGAAGCAUCACCUCAGACCACUCUUCCUCCCACCACCAAACCUACAGUGGCAACUGAAUGUUUUAGGGUCAACUUCACUGCAACCAAUUUGAUAUAUAGGCCACAGAUGGCUGAUCCCACAUCAAAGGUUUUCAGCUCAACACAACGAUCUUUCGUUAAAUUGCUAGGAGAUAUAUUGAAAAACAGUGACAUUGGACCUGAUUUGAUCAACUGUAGUUUAUCAACAUUAAGAUCUGUAAAUCAGAAGAGGUACACUGAAGUAGACAGUGUGUGCUGCUAUCGUAAAGCUGCUACAGCCCCCACUUUCGAUCCCAUCAAUAUAUAUCAGAAAUUCAUAGAUGAAACCAACCAAUUCACCAAGAUGGGACGGUACAAUCUGGAUCCAAACAGCCUUUUUGUUAAUGGAUAUUCACCAUCUACAACUGAUUCAGCUCCAGAUCUAGUAGGCUAUGAGCUUGGUUUCAAAAUUAUCAACAAGAACUUGACCAAUACAAAUCCGCUAUCAGCAGAAUAUAAGCAAUUGAUGGGUUCCAUCAGUAAUGAGUUGAAUCAACUCUUCCAACAGAGCUUCAUCAGCGAUGGAUUCAAAAUUUGUGCUGUAACUAAAUUAAGAAUUGGUUCCAUCAUAGUUGAUUGCAAGUGUUACUUCCAUCCUGCAGGGAAUAACAGCAAAGACACCAUCAAAAAUGUUUUUCAACAAGAGACCCAGAAUGCCACUUCUCAGUGGCUGGGUAGCAGGUUCCAAAUCAUGGGUUUCACCAUUGAAGCAGUAACUGAUAAGCCCCCACACAUGCUAAAGGUGAAGAACUUCACUGUAAAUUUCACCAUUACCAACUUGCCAUACAAGAACAUGAAGAAUCCAAAAUCAGAGGUUUAUCAGAAAACCAAAGCGAGCAUCAAGGAUGAGCUCAACCACCUGUAUCAACGCAGUGAUCUGAACAAGAGUUUUCUGGGCUGUUCAGUGAAAAACUUGAGACCCACUAGCAAUGAAACUCAAAUUGGUGUCAAUUCUAUCUGUGCAUUUGCAGUGGAGUUUGGUUCAAGGACUUUUGACAAAGACCUUGUGUAUGAUAUAUUUAAAAACCUGACUCAGAAUGCCACCCUAAUGGGGAAAUACAGCCUGGACAAUAACAGCAUAAAUAUUAAUGUGUUUCCUUCAACCAUGGCAACAGGACCAUCUAAACAAGAGCUCCCUUAUUGGGCCAUCAUCCUCAUAUGCUUCUCCGUCUUACUGGGUUCCAUCUUUUUCUUCCUUCUAUGUGUCUUGACUGCUGUGUGGGUGAAGAGGAGAGCAGGCAAGUACCAGAUCCAAAGGAAUAUUUUUGGCCUCUAUUUCCCAUGCAUGGACAUGCAAAAAUCAUAGUGGUGUAGAUUUUGGAAACUUGGCUCCUUCCCUGCAAGAAGACCCUUUUUGCAGAGUUCAAUCUUGCACAUAUUGUGCAACAAAAAUGUGUUUACCAUAGUUGGAAUGAACGUCUUGAUGAAGAAAAGAUACUGCAUAUUCUGUGGAAGACCACCAGAUUGAUAGAUUGAUGGGGUGCCCUGUCAUAUUAUUUAUUAUGUGUUGUGAAACUAGGAGUAUCUUUUCAAAUAUCUAUAAAAACUACAGAUUAGAUUAUUUAAGUGCCAAAAAAAGAGAGAUUUUGCCUGGAGCAUGGAUCAGUAUUAAACAAUUUGCAUUCUUUUGAGACUGCAAAGCAUCAAUGAAUUCUAUUGCACAUUAAAAAAAUGUAAAAAGAAAAUAUAUACUGAGCUGAAAUUAUGUCAUACUGUACUGUAGUAUACUAUACUGUAAUAUCUGUUUUGAAAAUAAUGUAACUUGGGUAGAAAUGAUUUUCAAUCCUUUUUUAGAUAUAUCAAAUGUUCCUCAUUUUUUACAAAUCAAUAAACAUUAGCAAGAAAAUGAAAAACAAAAUGAAACCUAAACUUCUACCAAGAAUCUAAAAUAACCUUUUUUUUAAGACAGUCAUGGUAUAUAUGACUAUGAACUCAAGUCUUAGAAUACUGAGUACAAGAAAAAUAUAAGUAUGAAGAAAUCAGCUUUAGUCAGAAAUGGCAUAAUUCUUUCUGCAUUAAUUUUCUGGUUAGCUAAAAUUUAGUUGCCACCAUCCCAAAAUGAUACAGUAUUUACAUCAAACUUAUCCUUCUCUUUUCAGUUCUUUUUCUAGCAGCAAAGUACCUUAGAUGUGUGGGGAUACAAUUACAGUAUU
Pseudonaja textilis is the source of this 4241-nucleotide messenger RNA. NCBI's taxonomy places the organism in Eukaryota, Metazoa, Chordata, Lepidosauria, Squamata, Elapidae. The record is from RefSeq and is a predicted model, not a curated record.